Messenger RNA from Neodiprion fabricii, 2535 nucleotides. Its product is annotated as protein tramtrack, beta isoform-like. The record is from RefSeq and is a predicted model, not a curated record. Lineage: Eukaryota; Metazoa; Arthropoda; Insecta; Hymenoptera; Diprionidae. Gene Ontology annotation, cellular component: nucleus. Gene Ontology annotation, molecular function: protein binding. Bases 596 to 1714 code for a protein of 372 amino acids. The transcript is spliced from 6 exons. Gene Ontology annotation, biological process: regulation of transcription by RNA polymerase II.
ACGGCCUGCACCGAGAUCGUGCCUAGAUCCAUUACGGUGAUUGCGACGAUAGACGGAUAGAAGAAUACCGAUUAGAGAAGGGAAACUCCCAACCCAAGGGAUACAAAUUACAAUGACACGUUUAUUUCGAGAGCUUAUCGAUCUGAAGGGGAGAAAAAAAUCCCGACAGGCAGAGGCGUCGUUUUAAGUACUAGCCCGUCUCGUACUACAUCGUUACAAAACAAACUAGAUCGUCGCCAUUUUAUUUUCCUAUUAUCAUCUCGUUUCGCUUGUGGUCGCGGUACAGUCAUGAUGACGACAACUACUCGACGGUAAAUUCUGAUGGUGAGGCAGGCAGGCAAUUUUUUUCCCCCCCCGACUAUGAAAUAGUUACCGUAAACAUUUGGUAGAGACAAAUGCCUUGGGCGGAAUAAUAUCGGAGCGAAUGUAAUCUUCUUAUCAACGUGUUUCUAUCGCUCCAACAGUCAGAAUACCCUCACAGGUGUGAUAUUUCACUGAUCUACAUCCGUCGUUGCACGACACAACAGAUAUUAUUAUACGUAAUGUAAUACGUAUUACAUCCUCGGUUCGCAAUUUCACUCCCUGUGCUCGAGAUAUGGCCAAGAAUCGAAAGGACAUGGACAAUUCAGAUUAUUCUUUGAAAUGGAAUAAUUUCACCUCUAAUUUAACUUGUGGUUUCCUCUCACAUCUCAGCGAUCAUGAAUUAGUCGAUGUAACGCUUGCCGUUGAAGGAAAACUCCUGCAAGCUCACAAGCUUGUUUUAUCGGUUUGCAGCCCGUACUUCAAAGAAAUAUUCAAGGCAAACCCAUGCACUCAUCCCGUCGUUGUCUUAAAGGACAUGGGCUACUCGCAAGUAGAGGCGCUGUUGAAAUUUAUGUACAAAGGUGAAGUAAACGUUAGUCAUAACGAGCUGGCCUCGUUCUUAAAAAUCGCAGAAGCACUGAAGAUAAAAGGUUUAGCCGGCGACCAGAAUAGCCACAGUGAUUCACCGAUAGAGAGCGACACGCCUCUCCCUCCUUCCGAACUAAUCGAAGAAGUAGACUUCGAUGUGGCUACUUGUUCUAAUCCCAAUACCGGUGAAACGUGUUCGGAAACUUUAGAUGGAAAUAGGCCUGUAAAAAGGCUACGAGAAUCAACGAGGUCUCGUUCCUUGACCCCCAAACGAAACAGAACCUCACCUCCAGCUUUGAAAGAAAUGGAAUAUUUAAAAGAGAGUCCGCACAGUAUUAAAGCAAAGUCUGAACCAGAGGAUUUCGACGUAACAGACGAGCCAUAUUUUCUAGACCAACCGUUGGAGCAGUUUUUAAACUCUCAAAAUGACGCAGAGAAAGGUUUUCUCGACGGAGGUGGUGGUGAGCUAACUGAUCAACCAUCCAUGAAUAGUCCAAUGCCUUCGGCAUGUUCACAAGGAGGAGAAGGCGUCCAAGAACAAAAUGGUAGAGCACUGCGACGGCUUCACUUGAAUGGGUUUGUCUACCAUGCAGCCUACAGUAUUAACAGAGGUCCUGGAAUUAGAACCUAUUGGAGGUGCCAAGACAACUAUAAAGGGAAAUGCAAAGCUCGUUGCAUUUCGGAAGAUAACUUAAUAUUAAGAAUCAAUGGAACGCACAAUCAUGAUAGACGAAUAUCCGAAUAUUCUUGCUAUUUUUUCUCCUCCGGCAAGAAAAUCGAAGCUAACGUUUCGUAUUGUUUACCAAUUGCCUCGAAUAUGUAACACUUGGUUACUAUUUGUCAGCAAUUUGUCUAGGGCGCUGCCAAUGUGCAAAAGAACAGUUCCUAUGCAGCUACAAUAUCUUACUACUUAUCAUUUAUACUAUGGGAAGUAUCACGAAUCAAAGAUCGCCAGUGUAUUCAAGUCCAAAUGGUACUUUUUAUAAAAUCCGACUGAUUACUAAUGGUAUUGUAAAUCAUAUACUUUAUAUUAUUAUUAAUCGACUUGCGGUAUCAUAUUUUUUUUCUCGACAAAAGUUUUGUUAUCUUUUAAACUCCGUCAACGCACGCUAUAAGUACACGCUACAGGGUUGGUAGUAAAUCGCUGCGAAUUUCAGAACGUUCUAUUUCUGCAAAAUCGUAAUUUGGAUAAUUUUUUUUUUUUUACCAUCCCAGUAUUACAGCAGGUGUAAUUGUAGCUUAUUCCCAGAAUUCGCAAUUCAGUUUUCACUACAUCAUUUUAACAAUUUUCUUGUGUUGAUAAUAAUACCUACCUUUUAAUUAAUUGUCAUCAAUAUUCAACAACGAAUUCACUCACUAACAGAUUUGUCGUAGAUUUACUUAGACUGCUCAACGACUACCAGCCUUGACAUUAGCUUCUUGAAAUUUUCCACUGUCCUGUACUUGUAAGUUAAGAUUAAGCCGGUAAGCCAAUUGCAUAUAAGAUUGUAACCCCUGACUGAAACAAUGCAUUAUUCAGAGUUUGAGACUGGAAGAGGGUAGCUUUGCUGAAAUUGAAAAUUAUAGAGAACGAUGUUUACAACAAUAUAUCUGAGGUACUGAAAGUAUGAUAUAUAUAAAUAUAUACAUAUAUAUAUAUAACAU